Gymnodraco acuticeps is the source of this 2247-nucleotide messenger RNA. Its product is annotated as CD209 antigen-like. The record is from RefSeq and is a predicted model, not a curated record. Lineage: Eukaryota; Metazoa; Chordata; Actinopteri; Perciformes; Bathydraconidae. The transcript has 5 exons. Bases 138 to 1523 code for a protein of 461 amino acids.
CAACCGCCUCACGAAACGCUAUGUUGUAGCGUUAAUAAACGAAACAAUUUAACAAAAUUACUUGUCAAAAUACCAAUACCACAGGACCAUUUUUCUUUUUAAAGCAAUACUUUUACCUUGAACAUCAAUGCAUUCUAAUGCCGGGUCAAUUUGACCCCGGUGGCGGUUUUAGGUAUAAAAAAUAUCUGGUGGUUCUAGUGUUAACAGAUGUUCUCCGUAUCAUUCCGGAGAUCGCCAGAUCACCGGAGCCUGCUCAGUCUACUCUGCCGAGCGGAAGUGCCCACAGGCGGCGUAGAGAUCGUAAACAAAGGUGGGGGAAGCGAGGAGGGCUAAGAAAUAGGCUGAAGCUAACACCGUAUCGGCUCGCCCUACCCAGCAUUUUCCUUGCCAAUCUGCGUUCUAUAAUGAACAAAAUGGAUGAGAUACGACUAUGCAUCGUCAACCACAAACGGAUGAUGGACUGCAACAUCAUGAUCUUCACGGAAACAUGGCUAAGCGACGUUCCCAAUAGCGCCGUUGAGCUAACUGGGCGUAACCUCUUCAUAGCAGACAGAUCAGCUGACGACUCCGUUACCUCUGAACUUUCUGAAGACAACGCCAAGCAGACUGCAGAAAUCCUGAACCUGACAUCACGAAUCCAGGAGCUGGAGACAUGGAAGAAUCUCACGGUCCAGUAUGACAUCCUGACACAAGCCUAUACUGUCUUAGAAAGCAACAACACAAACCUGUCUGCAGAAGUCCAGGAGCUGAGCAAACUAAACCAGGAGCUGGAGACAUGGAAGAAUCUCACGGCCAGCUGUGACAACCUGACACAAGCCUAUACUGUCUUAGAAAGCAACAACACAAACCUGUCUGCAGAAGUCCAGGAGCUGAAAACACGAAACCAGGAGCUGGAGACAUGGAAGAAUCUCACGGUCCGGUAUGACAACCUGAUACAAGCCUAUACUGUCUUAGGAAGCAACGUGAAAAACCUGAGCAAACUAAACCAGGAGCUGGAGACCAAGAAGAAGAACUUGACACAGCAAAUAAAAAACAUGGAGACAACCUGGAAUGAGCUCAACGUCAGUCGAGCUCAGUGGAGCAUCGAUUCCUACUGCUUAGGAAAUACCGAUGAUAAGUGUCAACCCUGUCAGUUUGGAUGGGGACUCUCUCAGCCCAGCUGCUAUGCGAUCAAUGACCCUCCUUCUCCUGGUUGGAAAACCUGGGAAGAAGCUCGAGAAGACUGCAAAGGAGAGAAUUCAGAUUUGGCUGUUGCACAUAUUCCUGCUGAAAAGAACGACAUCAUCGAUAAAUACAGCCCAUUUAGUUCAGGAACUAACGGAUACUGGAUUGGUCUGAGAGUUGAAGAUGGGGAAUGGAAGUGGGUGGAUGGAAGUGAUCUGACUGAUAGCUCCUUUAAUGCAGAUCCUGUUAAAGGUCGCUGUGCAAUCUCUGUCCUGAGGGAAAACAACUGGGUAUCAGUGAGCUGUGGUGACCACAAACAAUGGAUCUGCCAGAAGAAGGCUUUAUCUCUCACUGUUUAAACAGGACAGUCAUACAAAGAAAAUGAAAUCCAUGAACAGGCCUAUAAAUGUAAAACUAUGAAUUAUCCUACUUUAAAAUAAAAACAAAUUCCAUAAAUGUGCAGAUUUGACCUUGUCAAACAAAAAAUGGAAAAAAAACAGUAAUUCCAUAAACUCAAUACAAACAAUAAGACACAAAAGUUAACUCAUAUAUAAUGUGGAUUAUUUUGACAUCAAUAUACUUUUAGUUCUACUUGAUAUAAUAUAAUCACUCAAAAGAAUGCAAUUAUUCAUUUCCUUAACAUUCUAUGGUGUUUUUAUCAGUCUGGGCGGAUCAACUCGUUUUCCUGUUACGGUUCGACUACAUAAACAUUGCAUGAACUUAAAAUAAACAAUGCGACACAAAAGUUAACUCGUAUAUUUUGUGGAUAAUUGUAAAAUCAAUAUACUUUUACUUUGACUUCAUUGGAGCUUGCUAAAUUAAUGCAAAUAUUUCUUUCUUUCUAAAAAUGUUAUUGUCUUUGUAUCAGAUAUGGAUGGUUGAGAUAGUUGUACUGUUUUGUGUGAACAUUUUUAUUCUAUUGUGUUAGAGAUGCAAGGCUUAAACUCUGCAGAUUAUUGCAAAGAUUAUGGACCAUUUCCUUGCAUUGCUUCUAACGGCCAACAGAGGGCGCUGCAUCGCUUGUUCUCAAUACAAUGUUCCUGAGUCUGUUUCAUCGAGUAUUCUGAUGGAGAAUUUGUUUAU